AUGUUCAACAAGAUUGUUAAAAGUGAAGCGGAACGCGUGUCAGCUGCGGACCUGCAGAAGGCAUUAAAACAACUCAAGGGAUGGACUCAUGAUAACUCUAGGCUGGUAAGAGAAGUGGCAUUCAAGGACUAUCAGUUAACUUGGGCGUUUCUGACGCAGGUGGCUAUGAGAUCACACUUAUGGGGACAUCAUCCAUUGAUAACAACGAGCUACACCUCGGUGAGGCUGGAGUUGCAGACACACGACCUCGAGAUGUCGCCAGGGGUGAGUAAUAUAGAUGUUAAACUUGCAAAACAAAUAGAAAAAUAUAUAAGCCAGCAUCAAUGA
Molecule: messenger RNA, 327 nt
Organism: Nakaseomyces glabratus
Lineage: Eukaryota; Fungi; Ascomycota; Saccharomycetes; Saccharomycetales; Saccharomycetaceae
Gene: MCO14
Product: 4a-hydroxytetrahydrobiopterin dehydratase
Biological process (GO): tetrahydrobiopterin biosynthetic process
Molecular function (GO): 4-alpha-hydroxytetrahydrobiopterin dehydratase activity
Source: RefSeq, a predicted model, not a curated record